AUGUCUCUUGCCAAUUUGUCAUACAAGCGUAUUUUGCCUGUUAUCGGUGCUUUCGGUGCUGCCGGAUUGGCCUUCCACUUUUCAGGAUCCCGUGUUUUCAACGAACCCAGCAAGACUUUCACUGGUAGCGACGAGUGGAUCGACUUGAAAUUGAAGGACUCGUGGCACAUUUCCCCAAACACCAAGCACUAUGUGUUUGAGUUGAAGAGCCCAGAAGAUGUUUCCGGAUUGGUCACUGCUUCGCUUCUUUUGGCCAAGUACGUGACUCCAAAGGGAAACAAUGUCAUUAGACCUUACACGCCCGUGUCCGACGUUGACCAAAAGGGCACUCUCGAGUUUGUCAUCAAGACUUACCCAGACGGUAAGUUUUCCAAGCACAUGCACGACUUGAAGCCUAACGACACUGUUUCCUUCAAGGGUCCAAUUGUCAAGUGGAAGUGGGAACCUAACCAGUUCAAGCACAUCACCUUGAUUGGUGGUGGUUCUGGUAUUACUCCAUUGUACCAAUUGAUUCACGAGAUCACAAAGAACCCUAAUGACAAGACCAAGGUCUCGUUGUUUUACGGUAACUUGACCGAGGACGAUAUUUUGUUGAGGAAAGAAUUGGACGAUGUGGCUGCUAAGCACAAGGACCAAGUCUCCAUCCACUACUUCCUUGACAAGGCCCCAGAGGGCUGGAAGGGUCACACCGGCUACAUUUCCAAGGAGUUUUUGAAGGAGCACUUGCCAGGCCCAUCCAAGGACUCCAAGAUCUAUGUGUGCGGUCCUCCAGGCUUGUACAAUGCCAUCUCGGGUAACAAGAAGUCUCCAACUGACCAGGGUGAGGUCACCGGUGCAUUGGCUGAAUUGGGCUACACCAAAGACCACGUUUUCAAGUUUUAA
Molecule: messenger RNA, 882 nt
Organism: Clavispora lusitaniae ATCC 42720
Lineage: Eukaryota; Fungi; Ascomycota; Pichiomycetes; Serinales; Metschnikowiaceae
Gene: MCR1
Product: cytochrome-b5 reductase
Biological process (GO): ergosterol biosynthetic process
Molecular function (GO): cytochrome-b5 reductase activity, acting on NAD(P)H
Source: RefSeq, a predicted model, not a curated record